AUGGAAAUCAUACACAAAGACGACGAAAAGGACAACAUCAACAAGGAUCUACCACAAUAUAACGAAAGCUGGAAGACUGUAACUCCCAGAAAAGAAAGAAAAAUAAACACAAACACAAACGAUAGGAGGACCACAGAAACAGAAAGACAACAAUGGCUACAAGAAAUUCCUAGACAAAACUCCUUCAGCUCACUGACAGAAGAGAUGGACACAGACCCUACAGAAAAACCAAGAACACACACUCCCAAGCCACCACCAAUCUACAUAGACGCUAAAAUAAUAGACCCCCUCAUUGAUCUGCUAAACAGCACGAGACGAAAAGAAAACUACACUAUCAAACAGCUCAAACUGGAUCAGGUGAAAGUACAGACUAAUACCUCAGAAACCUACAGGAAAGUAACAAAAGCGCUAAAGGGAAAAAACGCUGGGUAUCACACUUAUCAACCCAAAUCCGACAAAAGCUACAAAGCAGUAAUCAGAGGUCUACACCCUAAAACAAAUACAAACAAAAUAUGCAAGAAAUUGGCCAAGAUCGGACAUCAGGUAGGAACGAUAAACAAUAUAACCAGAUUUGACACUAAGCAACCACUACCGCUAUUCCUAAUAGAGCUAGAACCUAAAAUUGAGCCACCCAGACAUAAAAAAGACAUACCACAAUGCUUGCGGUGUCAACAAUAUGGACACACAAAAAACUACUGCAACAGAAACCCGGCGUGGGUCAAAUGCGCAGGAAAGCACCUAACAGUAAACUGCCCACACCCGGGGAAAAUAAAUGACGUAAAAUGUCACAAUUGCGGUGGAAAUCACCCAGCCGGCUACAAAGGCUGCGUAGUCAGAAAACAACUACAAAGCAAACUUUUCCCGCCGAUUCGAAACAGGACACGCAACAAUUUCCACACGCAACAGGACAACACAGAAUCUAUGUCAACACCAAAUACACAGCAUGUAAUGAACAAUAACCACACUAACAUCAACACCGUUAGAAAUCGAAGCUACGCGCAAGUAGUCAACCGGUCGUCACCCUUAGACAGUCAAGAACAGAACAACCACAGCAACGGUACUACAGAAAUCAAAGACCAGGUCAGUAAGGAACAUAUACAAGCAACCACCGUUACUGUACAGACUAGCAGCAACCAUUUACAGUUGCCAGCAGUAUAUGUACCGCCGCGGCACAAAAUUACAUCGCAAAUGUGGGAAGAGUACUUUCGACACUUGGGUGACAAAAAACUUACGAUGAAGAAGCUGUAUCUGUGCCUUGUAUUGGAAUUAUGCGUACUGACCAUGUCGUAAAGAACUGCCUUGGAUACGUCGAUUCUUAAUUCCAUCUACCGUGGAUAUCGUAAUUGGUUAACGCAAUCCUACGGCACAAGAAAUGGCGAUCGAAUGUCUCAAUUACGAAAUAAAUAUAAAUUUCAAAAGGAAGUUCCAAUAGACGUCCCUUUUCCUUGCAAUGUAACAGCCGGCAGGUCUCCAAAAGUUCCCGAGUCGGUUCACCAUUUAAAACCAGGAGACAUAGAUGUUAUUGCCGCAAUGGGUGAUUCCGUGACAAUCGGCGCUGGAGUUACUUCGAUUUAUACGUUCGAAGUGAACAUUGAAAAUAGAGGCAUAGUGGGUAGUAUCGGCGGUCAAGGAACUUGGCGAGAGUACCUGACUCUCCCUAAUAUUCUUAAAGAAUUCAAUCCUAAAUUAAUAGGUUAUUCACUUGGAGACGCUAUAAGUACUGAUCCAGCUGCGCAGUUAAACGUCGCCGAAGCUGGAGCUAUGUCUAAAGAUAUGACUUUCAUGGCGACAUAUCUGGUCAAUAAAAUAAAAGUUGACCCGAGAGUAGAUAUAAACAAACAUUGGAAGUCGAUUUCGUUGAUGAUUGGAAGUAAUGAUUUUUGCUCUAAUAUGUGUGCAACUUCUUCUCCAUGGACUAUGUUAAAUGAUCACAAAAUAGAUUUAAUUCAUACUCUUAGAAUCUUAAGAGACAAUUUACCAAGAACUUUUGUUGCUCUUAUACCACCAUCUCACUUAAAGGAACUGGUUGCUGCACACCAAGGAAGAGAGUCAUUCCUGUGCUAUUUGGCAUCCAUGAUUGAAUGCUCAUGUAUGUUUGCUUUACAAUUUAGGGAUCGAAGACCGGAAUAUUAUAAAUUAAUUGAGAGGUGGCAAGAAAUUGACGAAGAAGUCGCUAAUUAUCCAGAAUUUCAUAGAAAUGACUUCACCGUAGUAAUUUUACCGACUCUGGAACAUGCAAAAAUACCUCUAGCCGAGGAUGGAUUUGCCGACUUCUCAUAUCUUAAUGCUGAUUGCUUUCAUUGGAGUCAAAAACUACAUGCACUAUAUGCGAAUAAUCUGUGGAACGAUUUGUUGGAACCAGUUGGUAACAAGAGUAGGUUUCUCACUUCGUUAUUUGAAAAAUUUCUGUGUCCUACUUCGGAAAGACCGUUCUUGAUGACGUAUGAAAAUUCACAGAACAAUGAAACUUAAGGAUGGUUAGAGAAGUUUAGAACAGUUUCUGUAAGUGGAAGAUGUAUUAUAAUCUUCGUAUUUGUCUAUUUAAAAAUGACAAAAAUUAUAAUCAGCAAAUGUUCCAAUAUAAGAACCAAUGUUGGAGCAAUAAUAAUAUUUAA
This is a messenger RNA of Bombus huntii, 2615 nucleotides long. RefSeq lists its product as uncharacterized. Gene Ontology annotation, molecular function: glycerophospholipase activity. Gene Ontology annotation, biological process: phospholipid metabolic process. The transcript has 10 exons. NCBI's taxonomy places the organism in Eukaryota, Metazoa, Arthropoda, Insecta, Hymenoptera, Apidae. The record is from RefSeq and is a predicted model, not a curated record.